Molecule: messenger RNA, 1257 nt
Organism: Thlaspi arvense
Lineage: Eukaryota; Viridiplantae; Streptophyta; Magnoliopsida; Brassicales; Brassicaceae
Source: the annotation of a GenBank genome assembly
AUGAAGAGAAUACGGAAUCAUCAGCUGCUAAUUAGCUUGUUGAUUUUUUACAUAAUACACUCAUAUACAGUCAUAUUUUGCAUAUCUGCUGAUUCAGUGAUUUGCAAACUUAAAUCUCUUCAAUAUCUAGAUCUAUCCAACAACUACUUUCAUGGGCCGAUCCCACUAUGUUUGGGGAAUUUAAGUAGUUUAGUUAUGCUUAAUUUGCAGAAGAAUAAUUUCAGCGGGGAAAUUCCUCAAACCUUUAAUGGGGGCAGUUUGCGAACUCUAGAUCUCAGCUACAACAAAUUGCAAGGACGUUUUCCAAUCUCAUUCUCCACCUGUAAAGAUCUAGAGGUACUGAACGUUGGUCACAAUUCCAUAGCUGAUGUCUUCCCUCAAUGGUUGGAGUUUCUCCCCAAGUUGAUUGUUCUGGUGUUGCGAAACAACAAGUUCUACGGACCAAUUCCACCCUCCACCAACGCCUCUUCCUUCUCCGAACUUCACAUCAUCGACCUCUCUCAAAACAAUUUUACAGGUACCUUGCCCUCCAAAAACUUUGAGAAUUGGCACUCAAUGGGCAAGCCUGAGAAUAAUUUAUCGUACUCGACGGGAAGCCCUUACUACUCCGACUCUAUGAUCAUAAUAAACAAAGGGGUAGAAAUGGAGCUAAAAAGAAUUCUGAUUGUUUUCAAGGCAGUUGAUUUCUCCCAAAACAAUUUUCAUGGAGAGAUCCCCAUGUCCAUCGGGAGGUUUAGAGCACUUCGCGUCCUUAAUCUGUCUCGAAAUGCUCUCACGGGUGUGAUUCCCCCAUCUUUGGCCGAUCUAAGGGACCUGGAAUCCUUAGAUUUGUCACAUAAUCAGUUAUCCGGAAAGAUCCCUAAUGAACUCACUAGAUUGACAUUUCUUGGAGCUUUGGACUUGUCCUUCAACAAGUUGACUGGUAAGAUACCCAAAGGAGGACAGUUUGAAACAUUUCCAAAUGCAUUCAUCGGAAAUCCGGGUUUGGUUACGUCUCCACCGGGAAAAAAUGAAAAACCAACACCAUCUAGUAAAUCCAGAUUGAGUAGUCUUAAAUUCAGAGUAUUCAAAGCUAAUGGAUACGGCUGGGAAGAUGUAUUGGUGGGAUAUGGAUGCGGACUGGUUCUAGGUUUGGUGGGUGGAUGUUACUUAAUUUGGAUGAAAGAAGAACAUAUUUGGACAGCUUUCAAUAUUAAAGGGCAUGCACAGAGGAAGUCAAGGAAGGCCAAAACGCAUCCUUAUGGGAAGCAAAAAUAA